CGGCCGGGGCCGGAGCCGGAGCGGGGCCGUGGUGGGCAGAGCCGGGCCGGGCCGGGCCGGGAACGCGGCAAUGAACUUCGCAGUGGGGCUGAAGCCGCUGUUGGCGGAGGCACGGAGCAUGGAGAGCCUGGAGAAGCAGCUCAUCUGCCCCAUCUGCCUGGAGAUGUUCACCAAGCCUGUGGUGAUCCUGCCAUGCCAGCACAACCUCUGCCGCAAAUGUGCCAAUGAUGUCUUCCAGGCCUCCAACCCGCUGUGGCAGUCGCGGGGCUCCAGCGCGGUGCCGUCGGGCGGCCGGUUCCGGUGCCCGUCGUGCCGCCACGAGGUGGUGCUGGACCGGCACGGGGUGUACGGGCUGCAGCGGAACCUGCUGGUGGAGAACAUCAUCGACAUCUACAAGCAGGAGUCGGCCAGGCCCCUGCACGCCAAGGCCGAGCAGCACCUCAUGUGUGAGGAGCAUGAGGACGAGCGGAUCAACAUCUACUGCCUGCGCUGCGAGGCACCCACCUGCUCCCUCUGCAAGGUCUUCGGGGCGCACAAAGACUGCGAGGUUGCACCGCUGCCUGCUGUCUACCAGCGCCAGAAGAGUGAGCUCAGCGAUGGCAUCGCCAUGCUGGUGGCAGGGAACGACCGCAUCCAGGCCAUCAUCACGCAGAUGGAGGAGAUCUGCCACACCAUCGAGGAGAAUGGCCGGCGGCAGAAGCAGCACCUGGGGCUGCGCUUUGACUCGCUGUACAGCAUCCUGGAGGAGCGGAAGAAGGAGCUGCUGCAGAGCAUCGCGCGGGAGCAGGAGGCAAAGCUGCAGCGUGUGCGGGGUCUUAUCCGCCAGUACGGUGACCACCUGGAGGCCUCCUCCAAGCUGGUGGAGUCGGCCAUCCAGGCCAUGGAGGAGCCUCAAAUGGCCGUGUACCUGCAGCACUCCAAGGAACUCCUGAAAAAGAUCAUGGACAUGUCCAAGGUAUCAAUGAGCAGCCGCCCAGAGCCUGGCUACGAGAACAUGGACCACUUCUCCAUCAACGUGGACUAUGUGGCAGAGAUGCUGAGGACCAUUGAGUUCCAGACAGAGCCACUGGGCGAGGAUGAGGCAGACGGACCUGGGGACAGCAAUGAGGCCACAGCAGAUGAGGACCGGCUGGACAGCCUGGAGGCACCUGAAGCCAUGGAGGAUGUGGGGCCGAGGCAGAAGCCAGCAAGCUCUCCCCAUGGUCAGCACUGAGCCAUUGCUGUGGGACAGCAUCGGCACCUGCCGGCUCAUCAUGGCCCUGGCACUUGUCUGUGAGCUCCAGCCCUGCUGCUGCAAUUCCCCAAAUGCUGGAGCUGCCCCUCUCUGACA
Messenger RNA from Falco peregrinus (peregrine falcon), 1330 nucleotides. It is a transcript of the gene TRIM54, whose product is annotated as tripartite motif containing 54. The record is from RefSeq and is a predicted model, not a curated record. Gene Ontology annotation, molecular function: zinc ion binding. The transcript has 10 exons. The coding region runs from base 71 to 1213 and encodes 380 amino acids. NCBI's taxonomy places the organism in Eukaryota, Metazoa, Chordata, Aves, Falconiformes, Falconidae.